This is a messenger RNA of Macrosteles quadrilineatus (aster leafhopper), 9384 nucleotides long. It is a transcript of the gene arr, whose product is annotated as low-density lipoprotein receptor-related protein 6. Gene Ontology annotation, molecular function: protein binding. Bases 289 to 4971 code for a protein of 1560 amino acids. Lineage: Eukaryota; Metazoa; Arthropoda; Insecta; Hemiptera; Cicadellidae. The transcript has 27 exons. The record is from RefSeq and is a predicted model, not a curated record.
AGAAAACUACGAAACGGAAUGGUCGGUCCUCGGUAGGGGCAUAGAUAAAACAGUCUAUGGUAACUUAGGGGUUUCUGUGAUGUGUAUUUAUUUAUUUAGUGUAUCCAAGAUCUAGUUUGAGUUUACUGUCCAGUUUGUCAUGUUCAUGGAAUCAGUGGUGAUUUGUGUUUGCAUACUGUUAUCGCAGUGAUAGGCGUAGUAAAUAAAAAGAAUGUGAGCAUUACGAGGGUUUAAUAGAAAAAGAACGUGUCGGUAUGUGGCUGGGAAGGUACCGAUAACAUUUUAAUCAUGUGGACUCUUUACCUUUUAGGGAUUUUAUGGCUAUUGCAUUUUACUCAAGCAUACCCAAAUCUACUGUUUGUCACCAGCAGGGAUAUCAGGAUUGCCAAUGUUUCUCGUCCGUCGAAAGUUGUUACCAUUGUCAAAGACCUGGAGGAAGGGGCCGCCGUGGACUUCUACUACGCAGAGUCGCAGAUCUGCUGGACGGAUCGCGGCCUGGAGAUGAUCCAGUGUGUCACUUACAACGGCACUGAGGCAGUCAACAAGGUGGAGGUGGUUACGGCAGGUCUGAUCACGCCGGAUGGUCUGGCUUGUGAUUGGCUCACCAAGAAACUCUACUGGACGGACGGAGAGACCAACCGGAUAGAAGUGGCGACCAUGGAUGGCAAGAUGCGCAAAGUCUUGUUCUGGGACGACAUUGAUCAGCCUCGCGCCAUUGCUGUUGUGCCCAUGGACAGCCUGGUGUUCUGGACUGACUGGGGUGAAGUGCCCAAGAUUGAGAGAGCAGGGAUGAACGGAGACCCGUCCACACGCAAGGUGAUCGUCAAUAGUCAGAUCUUCUGGCCUAACGGAUUGACGGUGGACUUUGAGCAGAAGCGGGUCUAUUGGCUCGACGGCAGGCUACACUUCAUUGAGGUGAUGGACUAUGAUGGCCGUAACAGGAAGCAUGUGGUGGAGAAAGGUGUUAUUUAUCCAUUUGCUCUGGCAUUCUUCAAGGAUAAACUCUACUGGACUGACUGGAAGACAUGGUCAGUCCACGUGCUUGACCGCAACACCAAUGGAGCUCCUAAGGAGUUGAUACAAGGCAACUAUGUGCCUAUGGACAUUCGAGUGUGGGACCCAGCGCGCCAGCCGUACCGGUGGACGCCGUGUGAGCGAAACAACGGAGGCUGUUCACACCUGUGUUUGCUGGCACCUUACCCUCCCGGCUACACUUGCGCCUGCCCAACCGGCAUCAAACUGGUGGAUAACUACACCUGCGCCAACGGUGCUCAAGAACUGCUUCUGCUGGUUCAGAGGACUGAUAUUUGCCGCAUCUCUCUAGAUUCUCCCGACCACACUGCUCAAGUAUUGCCUCUCACUGGCAUCAAAUAUGCCAUUGCAAUAGACUACGACCCCAUCGACAACUACUUGUACUGGACUGACGAUGAGGCGCAAGCAAUUCGCAGAGCCAGAUUGAACGGGACUGGUCAGGAAGAUCUGGUGACCUCCGAGGUGGAACAUCCGGAUGGUAUUGCUGUAGACUGGAUAGCCCGCAACAUGUACUGGACAGACACUGGAACUGACAGGAUAGAAGUAGCCAGGCUGGACGGACGAGCUAGGAAGGUGUUGAUCAACGAGGACCUAGUAGAGCCGAGAGCCAUCGCUGUGGCGCCCGAGCAUGGCUGGCUGUUCUGGUCUGACUGGAACGAGAAGCGGCCCAAGAUAGAGCGUGCGGCACUCGAUGGCACUGAGCGCACUGUACUGGUCAGGGACGGCCUGGGCUGGCCCAACGGUAUAGCACUUGACCUCAAAAUGAACAAACUCUUCUGGUGUGACGCCAAGACAGAUAAGAUUGAGGUGAUAAACAUGGACGGAAGUGAGCGACGUGAGCUUAUCAGUGACAACCUGCCUCAUGUGUUUGGACUGUCGCUGCUGGGGGAAUAUCUCUACUGGACAGAUUGGCAGAGACGCAGUAUAGACCGAGCAGACAAGGUGACGGGAAACAGAAGAGAACUGAUAGUGGACCAGUUACCAAACAUGAUGGGACUGAAGGCAGUAGGGGUGGCGCAAGGUGGGGGGUGGAACCCUUGUAGAGACAACAACGGAGGAUGCACUCACCUGUGUCUAAACAGACCUGGCAACCGAUCUGUGUGUGCCUGUCAGAUAGGUUACGAGCUGGCAAAUGAUGGAAAGACCUGUGUUGUUCCCAAAGCGUUCCUCCUUUUUGCAAGAAGAGAAAAUAUCGGAAGGAUAAGCAUUGAAAAUGCUGAUAACAAUGCUAUUAUUCCAGUGAAUGGCGUGAAGGAUGCUAGUGCCCUGGACUUUGAUAUGAAGGAAAGCAGAAUCUACUGGACGGAUGUUAAAGUCAAAGCCAUCACAAGAGCUUUUAUCAAUGGAUCUCAUGUGGAACGCAUCGUAGAGUUUGGCUUGGACUCACCUGAAGGGCUGGCAGUGGACUGGGUGGCGCACAACAUCUACUGGGCAGAUACAGGCAGCAAGCGUAUAGAGGUGGCGAGACUGAACGGCUCUGGGAGGAAGGUGUUGUUGUGGAAAAGCAUCGAGGAACCUCGCAGUAUUGCCCUAGACCCUAGUCAAGGGUGCAUGUACUGGAGUGACUGGGGAGGCCAGGGGAGUGUAGAGAAGGCUGCUAUGGAUGGAACCAUGCGUCAGGUGGUAGUGGCGAGAGCAGGCAGAGUGAACGGUCUUACAGUAGACUACGCAGAGCGCAGGCUGUAUUGGGCUCAACAACAUGGCGCAGCAGCCAUUGAGACUAGUGACCUGGAUGGUCGACAUCGUUCUACUGUUAUUGCAAAGGACAUUGGUCGCCCCUUCGCACUUACUCAGUAUCAGGACUACAUCUACUGGGCUGACUGGGACAGUGGCACUAUAGAGAGGGUGGACAAGAAGCAAGGUGGCAACCGCACAAUCAUACACAGAGGACUGGACCAUGUCACUGACUUACAGGUGUUUCACACAUCGCGUCAGACAGGUUGGAACACGUGCGCCAAUGACAACGGAGGCUGCAGUCACUUGUGUCUGGCGCGGCCUGGUGGCAACAGUAGACACUGUGCUUGUCCUACACACUACACACUGGACAACACUACCUGCUCAGCUCCGACAGCAUUUUUGCUCUAUUCUCAAAAGACCAGCAUCAACAGACUGAUAUGGGAGACGCAAGAUUGCCCGGAUGUGUUACUUCCCAUACAGAGCCUGAAGAACGUUCGAGCAAUCGAAUUUGAUCCUGUCAACAAAUAUGUUUAUUGGAUUGACGGAGGUCGCAUGCAGAGUGUGCGAAGGUGGCAGGAAGGCAGUGGAGUGGGUGUGGUGGUAGGGGGAGGUAACCUGGUCCAUCACCCCUACGACCUGGCAGUGGACCCUUACGCUGGACUGCUCUACUGGUCCUGCGCUGCCACAGACACGAUCAACAUCACCAGGCUGGCAAACGCGACGGCACUCGGUGCAGUAGUCAGGGGCACCAACGGCGAGAAACCUAGGAACUUGGCACUGCACCCAGAGAAAGGGUACCUGUUCUGGAGUGACGUGGGAGGUACUACAUCACGUGUGGUGAGAGCUAGGCUGGACGGUCAGAAGCGCAUAGUCAUAGCUGAAGAGACAGAGCAAGUGUCAGCCCUGGCUGUGGACAGAGCAGACAACACUGUGUUGUGGGCCACCAAAUCUAGAAUAUGUGUGGCCGACCUGGCCGGCCAAAAUAUGAGAGUGGUGGUGUCCAGUCAGCUGGUACAAGUGUCAGGCCUGGCAGUGUUGGGAGACUUUGUCUACUGGAUUGAUAAGGACCAACAGCUGAUUGAGAGGGCUGACAAGAACACGGGUCUGGCGAGGGAAGCGAUCAUGUCUAAAGUGGCUCAUCUGACAGAUCUUGUGGCGAUUACAACCAAUAUCAACGCCAAUCACCCGUGUGGUCCGUUGACUCAUCACGGAGGAUGUUCUCAUCUGUGUCUGCCGCUACCUCACGGCAGCGUGGAGUGCUCUUGUCCCCAGGGGCUCAUGUUACACGAGGACCGAGCGACGUGCAGCGUGUUGCCAGCUUGUGGAGCCGACCACUUCACCUGUGGUGCGGACUGUAUCCCGGGCGCUUGGCGCUGUGAUGGACAAACAGACUGUCCUGACUCCAGUGAUGAGAUGGGCUGUCCUGACUGUUCUCACAUGCAGUUUCGCUGCCACUCCGGCCAGUGUAUAGACACCAGCUGGGUGUGUGACGGAGUGUCUCAGUGUCCCGACGGGUCAGAUGAGAUGGCCUGCUGCAGUGCGACGGCCACGGAUGUGUUUGCCUGCAGCGGAGGCUCGCCAUGUAUAGCACUGGCCUCUGUGUGUGACGGCUGGCCCAACUGUCCUGACGGCUCUGAUGAGACGCCACUCGCGUGCCAAGCUCAUCCUCACUCUCGGUCUCCCACCAACCCUCCCCAGGGACAUCUCACCCUGUAUAUACUCAUAUCCAUCAGUGUCCUUGCGUCCUUUGCUGCUGCUCUGUACCGUUGUAAGAGAAGGUUUGGACCAGCUAGCCAAGGACUCCCAUGUGAGGAUUCAGCAGCAGACCCGUUGUCACCAAAGCCUCUCCGGGUGAUACCCAAGUCGGGGGUGCCCAUCGUACCCAAGCCUAUACCCGUCGUGAGGAUGACAACCCUUAACAACGGGACCAGCAGUUCCAGCUACGACCGCAGUCAUGUGACGGGGGCCUCUAGCUCCGCCUCGCUGCUGUGCUACCCCCUUAACCCUCCACCGUCCCCUGCCACCACGGUGCAGCGCGAGGGCUCGUACUGCUGCCCGAGGUAUCGCCCUCCUCCCCCCACUCCUUGCAGCACUGAUGUGUGUGAUGAGAGUGACUCUAACUACCGCUGUGAUAGUGACCCAUUUCCUCCCCCUCCCACACCAAGGUCCCACUCCUCUGGGCCCCCUUCCCCAUCCUCUUCAACCUACUUUCACCCCCUCCCUCCUCCUCCCUCACCCAACGGCAGGUGUCCCAACUGCUGACAUCGACUACCUCAAUUUGUACAGUGUAUAUUGCCUAUAUGUAAAUAUUUAAAUAUUGUAAAUGCCAGAGUGCCAUUUUAUUCUGCUGUUGUACGGCAUUUUAGAUUAACAUGUUUGUUAACGAAUGUUUCUAUUAAUUUUAUACACCUUCGACUUGUUAAAUGUUAAGUAUUACUAAUUGUUAUUCGUCUAUACCAUACUUACACGUACGUUUGGUAUGUUGAUCGUAUAUUGAUAAAUUUAUAUGUGUUUAACUAUUAUAUUUUUAAGAUUUGCGUUGCAAAAGUUUUUAAGCCUAAGACAAUACAAAUAUUUCCCUUUAGUACAAAACAAAGAUUGCUUACACUCUACUUUGAAAAUUAUUUGCAAAAGAUUAUCCAUCCAUUCAGAGUGUCCAAUAACUUAAAAAAUUUGAAUUUUUUGGAAAUUUACGAACCUAUUGCUAAUUGCUUGUUGUUGUGUGAUAUGUCCGUUUGAGAAUUUCAUACUUUUAUUGCAAGACAACCUAUUGUAUUAGAACUAGUGAUGGUCAAAACUAAUAAUAUGAAUCUUAAAACCAAAACCAAAAACUCAGUGUAAAACCCUAUUUACUUACCUGGUUAGGUGAGUAGGUAGUACCACAGACUUUCAAUUCUUGUACCUGCCAGGACAUUUUAUUAGUACACUUCACCCUUGUACUUGAUAAGUUCCAUGCGCAGGCUUGUAGCCUAUGUGAACAAAUGCAAGGUUAAAAGAGGCCGCCAACCUCAAAAAAAAAUUGGUAUACAUAACUUAUAAAAUGCUCAGUUCCAACUUACUCCGAACGGUUUCACCGUUUUAUCUUUUUACAGAGUCUCCAAGAGCUCUAAAUAAGUUUCAGUUUUGACACAUCACUAAUCAGUAUCAUCAUGUUUGUAUCAUUACAAUAGAACAAAUUGUAUAAUCUAUCAAUUUUGGGGUUUGUAUUAUUGAUCCUGGCUGGAUAUAAAUUUGCUGGUUUAAGGAGAAUUUAAACAAAAACAAAUACAUUUUUGGUUUGUUAUUUAGAUACAAACAAAAACUGUGAAGCGUGGGCUUCACCUUGGUGUGUAUCUGAUAACUUAAAGAUUUAUUUGUGUGUUCAAGUAUCAAGCACACCAAUUCCUACAAAUUACUCUAAGGAAUCAAAUUUUGAGCCAUGAAUUUAGAUUGAUAUGUAAAGUUCCUUUUUUGAAAUGCACAAUGCAAAUGAAGUGUUUAUGAAACCUGUCUCGGUGUGACAAUGAAACGUUGUGCCAGUUCUGAUGUCAGCCAGGAUCACUAACUAAUGACUCUGUUAUCUGUGUUUGAUUUUCUUGUAUAAGCUGGUACACCAGGGUUUUUCCUUCAGCAAAGCGUUAUUGGUGUUAACCAGUUUUCCUGUGAUAGUUCCUCAGCACACUUGCUCAAUGUAAUUCAGUUCACAAGAACACCGAGCCAUAAACUUCAGUUCCUACUAACAUCUUUGGUCGCCAUCAUUUGAGUGUGAUCUGUGUUUACAUUCAUUGCUUGGAUAGACAAAUAUUAACUUGAAGCGUAACUUAUCAUCACAUACUUAUUUCUUAGCUCGAUUUGUAAAUUUAACAUGACAUUUUGUUGCUUUUGAUAAGCCUGGCCAUGACUUGGAGGAUGAUUUGUUUUUUUGUUGAAUCAGUGUUAUAAAUUUGAUUUGUUUAGAGCAUUGACUACGGAUUAUAGAGUUCUAAACAAAUUAUUAAAGAGAGAUCUAGAUGUUAAAUUCUGGACUACAUCUUCAUCAAGAAUAAUUACUAAAAUGUAAUCCCCUAUGAGAAUUUUAAAAUGUUAUAUUACUUCCACCCUUACAUUGGUUAGAAUUAUAAUCUGCAAAAAAGAGGAAAACUUGAAAAUCAAGUGUUGUGCAAAAUCCAACAAUAAUAACAUUUAUGUCUUGAAACCUUUUUGUCAUACUGCAGCAAAAACGGUCAUUUCAGUAUAUGCAAGUUUAAAGUAGUUUGUUUACUCCCUAGGGAGUAAAAGUCAGCCGUUGUAAACUUUGUAAACAAUCGCCUUUAUUGAAAUUAUGUAUCAAUUGAUUUAAUCUAUUGUGGCUUAUUGUUGGGUUCUUGUCAAUACAGUAAAACCACUAACUCGACAAUUUGUGGACCCAGAGGUUGUCAAGUUAUCCAGAACAUUGAAAUUUUUAUUAGGUUUUAUUUAAUAAAUGAAUAUGUAACAGACUAAUUUUUACAUAUAAGAUGUAAGCAUUACUUCCAUAAGUAUUUUUACAUAUUUAGUAAACUAUCUUCAAAGAAAUGUCAAAUAUUCAACGUUUAAAAAUAAUGUUUUGUAAAAAAAAUAUUUUUUGUGUGCAAGGGUCAGCUGUUGACAGUCGAGUUAACAUUUGUUGAGCUAGUGAGGUUUUACUGUAGUUUGACAUAUCGAUAGUUUAAUGUACACUAACACUAUAUAGUAGUUUACGCAACGAUUACGUUAACUUAACACUAUUUACGCGAUUUGAGUACACUAAUUUGCCUACGACAGUGUUUUAAUUACUAAAAAUCACUACUCAUAACUUCUGAGAGCAGUUAUGUUUUCGUUUAAAACCUCUCAUUUCCACUGACAGUGAUGCAACGAAACAGUGUACAAAACACUAAUUGCACCACUCAACAAUUAAAUUGGCCUGAAUAGCUGAUUAGUUGGAAGUUCAAAUCAUUGCAAUUUUACUUCUUCUCUCUCAAUCCUUGAACCUCAUUGGUCCGUUACCUGUGUUGUUAUGAGUAAAACUAUGCUGUUAUGAGAAACUUUUCAAUUCUAAGAACUGAACUGAAACGGCUACUUUAAAAAACGGUCGUAGGUAAAUAUACUAUUUAACUAGGCCUAACGUUAAAAGAUGAAUCAGGUAUUUUUAGCAAACACCGUCCUGGUCCAUAUUUGAAAUUUCUAUAAAACCUCCAGAGUAUCGGUGCUCUAGGAAUUUACAAUCCUUAUAUCCUUCUUUGACUGAUGUACAGAUUAGAAAGUUUGUAAGUUAUUUAUUUUUUGUAUCACAACUAUGUUAUAGCUUAAAGAUUUUUCUUAAAUAACUAUUGCCUACAAAAUACCAUGAAUUAGUUAGGAUAGUAACAAAUUGUUAGUAUAACUUUGUCGAUGUUUUAGAUAAUAAUAAUAAUAUUGCUGUGCCUUAUAAGUUUAAGAACUGUUGUAACAUUAUACUUAUUACUGUUGAGUUUCAAAAUGAGCUUAAACCUGUAAGUCUUUAUAAAUUUAAAAUAUACAUUGAAUACAAGUAAACUUAUACUGCGGAAAAGCCUAACCUCUGAUUAUUACUUUAAAAAACUUAAUUUAAAAAAUUAAUUUACCAAUAUACAUUUUUUGUAUUAAUAUGACUGUUUUUGAGGAAAAUUGUCAUUGUUAUUAAAUGAAGAAAUCUAAGUUUUACAUCGGUGAAUUAGAAAAUGGUUUGACUUCUAGCCCAUUGAUGUUGAUUUGGUAAUGUAAAUCAGAUUAAGUCACUUACUGGGUAUUCCAACCUUAAAUUGUAGUAUUAUUGAACCACUUAAAGCCUUGAUGUCAUCAACUAGUUUAUAACUAAAAUUUAUAACUAAAGAUAAUAAAAUUUGUUUACUAUGAUCUUUAUAAUUGUGAUGGUUAUACUGUAUUUUUGUAGUCAGCUUUAAAACAGAAUUAAAACAAGCAUAACAACCAUGCAUCUACAGUAAAUUAAUAGAAAACAGUAUAUUACGUUACUAGUCCUGAAAAUAAGUGUUUACCGGACGAGUGUGGUCGUUCCCGUGCGAGACGAAGUCGAGUACGGGAUUACCAUACGAGUCCGGUACACACAUUUUGGACGAGUUAGUACGAUAGUUUACGCCAUACUACUAAAUCCGUACAAAUCCUUAGAUAUUUCCACCAACUAAAGGUCUAAAAAUCACUAGUCAUGUUUUUGUUUAUAACCACUCACUGCCACCUAAAUACAGUAUAAUCAGCUGGUUGGUGUCCGGUAAAACUCAUUGCAGUACAGUAGUUCGCAAUGAAACCCCAUUUGAAUAAGCUGGCGGCAAACAGCUGUUUUCUGGACUAAAUCCUUGUGUGGGAAGUUCGUCAAAAUAAUGUAGUGUGGCGUAAAUACUUUCAAAAGAUACAACGAAAACAAUGUUUUGUGCUAUACAUCGAAACAAUGUAAAUCUUCUUUUGUGGGACCAAUUCUUCAAUAGGUUCAAUAAAUACUUUUGUUUGAAAACCGAUGCAUCACAUUCUUUAUGUUCCUCGAUAAGCAACAAACUUUCUAGAGAGGCGACUCUUUUUAUUGUCAUCACUGUUAACCUGAUAGGACUGAUAAUAUUCUAAAUCGCAUAACUUUUAAUUUUAAUUAAUGUAUAGUACUGUUAAAUACAUUGUUAUAGAAAUAGCAAGUUAUACAAUUUUGUACUUUAAUAAAAAUAACUUUACGAAUUA